Messenger RNA from Fomitiporia mediterranea MF3/22, 1302 nucleotides. RefSeq lists its product as uncharacterized. The transcript is spliced from 15 exons. The record is from RefSeq and is a predicted model, not a curated record. The coding region runs from base 1 to 873 and encodes 290 amino acids. NCBI's taxonomy places the organism in Eukaryota, Fungi, Basidiomycota, Agaricomycetes, Hymenochaetales, Hymenochaetaceae.
AUGGAUGUCGUUCAAUUUUUGGAUAAGAAGGCUCAAGAAGUCUGGUUGUGGCGUUAUACCCUCGUUUCUACUCUAUGUUUCGUAGUAUACGAGCAUUUGAUAACUAUUGAUGCAGAAAUAAACACCAUUUUGCCGUCAAAGCUUUCGCUGCCGAAAAUCCUCUUCUUCCUCAAUCGCUACUUGCCGUUGGUUACGGCUGCAAUCUCAGUACACAUGCUCGUCAUCACCGUUGACUGUACGAGACUGUUAUACGCAACCAGCUACUUGGCAUGCUCAUGCUAUCUUUUUGCCGAAGCGCCAGCAACCCUCCUUAUUAGGGUAUACGCGAUUUGGGAACGCAAACGAUCGAUGUUGAUUUUCUUGUCUAUGAUUUUUGCAGUAAGGCCAUCCUCGCGCGAUAUUCUUUCUCCUAAUAACUAUUCUCUCAAGUGUGCAGUGGCAGGAGUUUAUUCUAUAACAAAGUUAUUCCUUUCCUCAGCCAGCGCUUCACCGAUCCGUCUCUUGGACACCGGAUGUUUCGUGAUAACUACAAGUCGAAUAGAGUGGGCAGCAGUAGCCAUUCUAAUUUGCUGCGAGACAGCUGCUUUAACUCUCCUGUUAGCCGGGAAUUACUUUAAGUAUAGGAACAACGGGCCUGCAAAUGUGAUCAUGAAAAGGAUGAUGACAGAUGGGGCAAUGUACUACCUGGUUAUCCUUCUGAGUUCGACUGUAAAUCUUCUUGCACUUCGAUUCGAAGAUGAUACCCUGGACUGCAUUUUCCUUGUACCACAGAGUAUUUUGCACAGCAUCCUCUGUAAUCGACUCCUCUUGCGUAUCCGCGAGGCGGGCGACUCAGCUAAAGUUAACAUUCGCGUAUCUCAGAUGGUAUUUUAGGCCUGGAACAUGCUUCAGCUUCGGUUUGGGCUAGUACUGUAUAGGCAUAUAUUUUCCUUGCCAACUGCAAGCAAACAUUGAUGGACAGCUUUUCUUGGUCAAUAUAACUUACCCUCCUUCUAUGCAGGGAAAGCUCGCUUGCCGUUUGUAGCAUCCGUCCCUUGUCAACCGAAAGGUUGUCAUUUGCGAUACAUCAUUUCCAAAUUGGCAUUUAUUGAAGCGCAACAGCUUGUAAUAUUGCUCGGAUUGUUGACUAAGUUUCUCUGGCCACUGACAAUACAAUGCUAAGUUCAAGUGGUUCUAAGCAUGGUACUGAAGUAAGCCCUGACUACAACUCGCUUUAUGUUUCUCCAGUCACAGACAAUCAGAUCCGUUCGUGCCUUUGAGGCUUCACAGACCAUAGGGCUUCUGAGUCUCGAUUUGAUCCCC